AAAGGAAACGUUUAGUUUAUUAAUUGUUUUUAGAAAUAAAAUAACGUCGUAUUAAAUAGCGAAGUAAAAUGUUUUGUUGUUUGCGCGCUUGCCUCAAUGGAAAUAUGAGAAAAACAGCUUCUUCGGCAGCAAAUCGACAACGCGAACCAGAAAUAUUCCUCGAUUCUUCGUUUGCGGGACCUGACGCCAUACUGCUCUCGAAGCAGCUGCGCAUCACCGGCUCCGGCGGUGCCUUGGCCACUGCGCCGCUUGUGCAAUCCAAAUCAUACUUUGAAAUAAAAAUACAACAAGGAGGCAGUUGGUCGGUCGGCUUGGCAACGCGCCAAGCGGAUUUAACAAAACAGUUUGGCGGCUGUGACAAGGAAACGUGGUGCCUCUGCUCAGAUAAUGCAACGCGGCACAACGACGAAACCUUUCUGCCGGUAACCGUGACGACCCAAGAACCAACUAGCGUUAGCAAAAACCUAGUAAAUGGCACUGCAGCUGCUGCCGGACUGAUUGGCAUAGAGGAUGUACCUGAAGACAAUCUGCUGGGCACUGAUGUAAAUGUCAGUAGCGAAAACGGAGAUAGCAACUUGAUUGCGCAGCCGCAUCAUGAUUUUCCGGAUGAAGGAGACAUUGUGGGUAUAGCAUUCGAUCAUAUAGAGUUAAAUUUCUACUUUAAUGGCAAAAAUUUGGAAGUGCCAUUCCGCAAUGUUAAAGGUACCGUCUACCCAGUUGUAUUUGUGGGCAAUGGUGCCAUUGUAGACAUUAUCUUGGACAACUUUCAUUACGGGCCGCCGCCGGGCUUCGACAAAAUUAUGCUCGAACAAUCACUGCUUUAAACGCAAUCAGCAAAGUGCAACAAUUUUGCAAUACGGUGUGGCUUCAUGAAGGCAUCAAUGCAAAGCAACAGUCUGCUUUGUCUCAAUCAAAAUUAGCAUAGUCAGAGCGGCUGUUGCUUUCCACUAAUGCGUUUAUAAAGUGCUUCAUAUAUUUGGCACUGUUUACAGAAGUUAAAAUUAUGAAUAUGUAAAUACGAAACACUAAAAUAAUUUAAGCGAACAAAAAAUAAAUUAUUUAUUUACUACUUAAUGUAAACUAGUCCAUGUAACAUUUUCAAGUAUUAAACUGACUGCUCCACACAUUUGUUCAUUGCACUAAAGUCACUUAAAAUGUUAAACAAUUUAUUUUUUAUUAGAUUCUAACGGUAAAAGACUUAUCCCUAUGAUGUACUAUUAUGUAUCUACUGUAUUUCGUAUAAGCUGUGUAUAGCAAAGAAAUGUGCGUUCCAAUAAUUCGCAUGCGCUUAAUGCUAAGUAAGAAAACUUGGAAAAAAUAUUUAUACAUAACAAAUCUUGUAACUAACUAUUUUUAAGCUUAUAAACUUACAUAUAAAUAUACAAGUAUUUUUGUGGCAUUUUUUCGCUUACUCUAUUGAACUUCUUAUUAUAUUAUUUAUAUAAAUAAUAAUAAAAAAUUAUAUUUCACAUUUUUCCAUUAUGAGAAUUGUAAUGUAUUGAAGUUUAUGCGCAUAAUUAGGAAGAAAACUGUAAAAUAUACAAACGCAUUCCGUAAAUAACCGAUAAUUGUAAAUGUAUGUAUGUACAUAUAAAUAUUCUUAAAAUAAAUAAUAAUACAACUAAUUA
Anastrepha obliqua is the source of this 1628-nucleotide messenger RNA. RefSeq names its product SPRY domain-containing protein 7. The coding region runs from base 69 to 824 and encodes 251 amino acids. Gene Ontology annotation, molecular function: protein binding. The record is from RefSeq and is a predicted model, not a curated record. Lineage: Eukaryota; Metazoa; Arthropoda; Insecta; Diptera; Tephritidae. The transcript has 4 exons.